AAACGGCUAUCUAACAAAGAGGGAAGUGGCGGGCAGUCGAAUGGUAGUUGAACCGUGUCUGAACUCGCUAUUAAGCCCAUCUCUCAAACGCUCCCCCUGCACCCCAAGACACACGGAUCGGCAUUGGAAGAGAGUCGACCAUGUCGACGGCCUUCUUGUUCAUUGAUGUAACGAAGACUGACGCUGGCACGCGGAGGAAGGCGCGCAGCCAUGCCAUGAAAGGGAAGAAUGUGGGUAAGAAGCAUUACAACCGUCGCACGAAGAAGGCGAAACAACCUCAGCCCACAAUACACGACCUGGACUGCGCAACGUCAAUAGAUUCAGAUCCGCAGGAGGACCAGUAUAUGCAAGACUUCCUUCUACCGAUCUCGCCAGUGUUAUUGUACACAAUCGGGGAAGAUUUCAUCAUACCAAUGCAUCUCCAAACCAAUGCUACACCGCAGAGUCAGCAUGUCAUCAGGCAAUUCUUGUCCGAAGUCACGGAUUGCCUUAACCCCCCAGCGCUCUGUUUUACUCCCGAACAUGUCAAUCGCUGGUUGAGCGUGCUCUUCAGUAACCAGGCUGCAUACCACUGCACCAUGGCAUUGAUGGGGACUUUGAACCGGCACUUCUUUGGCAGGGACGUAGUAAACUCGGACAUUGUGUCACACCUUACGCAAGCAGUCGUACUGGUGAACCAGAGCCUAGACACACACGAAGCAACGUGUGAUGCAAACAUCUAUGUUGUCAACUUCAUGAUAGUCCAUGAACUCCUGAAUGGAGCCAAGGACAGGGCAUUGGUGCAUCUAAGGGGGUUACAGAAGAUGAUAGAACUGCGCGGAGGGAUAGUGGACCUGGAGCCCAACCUGAAGCUCUUGGCCAAGGUGUGCAAGACUGAUUUGGAUGUGACGCUUCACUUCGGCACGCCACCAGUCUUUUACCGGGACGAAAUGGUCGAGAUCUCCUCGCACAUGGCGUCUUGCGGUUUUGUCGGAACAGCGAGCUUUGCCAGCUUGAGGUGUUAUCGGGCGUUCAGGCACCUAAAUCCCUACCUCCAGCAGAUUCUCCUCGACGUCUGCAACGUCACGGCAUUCUUCACCCAGGGGUACCGGAUGGACCCCCACAUACUCCAAGAGACAAUCGCCUCGUUCGGGUACCGGCUUGUCCGCUUCCAACCCGUGGGCGUACCGCUCUUGCGCAGCCGGCUCGAGUCGAUCUGCCACAUCGCCCUGACGGCAUUGACGACGACUUUGUUCUUCCAGAUCGGUCGACGUCGCCUUAUGCAGUACCAGCUUCUCGGGAAGCACCUCAAGGACGUCGUGGCCGCCGGCUUGGAAGACGUGGAUCCGGAUGUCAGGCUCUGGCUUUUGUUUGUCGGUGGCGUCUCCGUGCUGCCCGAACGGGAGGAGAGCUGGCUGCUUACAAAAAUCCUAGAGACCGCUCGAGAAGGGUUAAUUCGGGAUUGGGAAGAUGCGCAUCGUCGAAUUAUGCACUUCCCUUGGAUCACGUCGCUACAUGACCUGGAGGCGGAGCGGUUUUGGUAUUCGGCCUUGAGGAUGGCGUAGAGGUGGAGUAACAUUUACCUGGACUACAUAGGUAUCACAUAAAGACGACAAGUAUGGUUCGAGGAGGCGAUCUGAACGAUACUUUUCGCAGAACUGAGACUUUGUUAACUACUGG
Parathielavia appendiculata is the source of this 1659-nucleotide messenger RNA. RefSeq lists its product as uncharacterized. Bases 141 to 1544 code for a protein of 467 amino acids. Lineage: Eukaryota; Fungi; Ascomycota; Sordariomycetes; Sordariales; Chaetomiaceae. The record is from RefSeq and is a predicted model, not a curated record. The transcript is spliced from 4 exons.